Dicentrarchus labrax (European seabass) is the source of this 1016-nucleotide messenger RNA. RefSeq names its product SUN domain-containing protein 3-like. The transcript is spliced from 7 exons. Bases 262 to 873 code for a protein of 203 amino acids. The record is from RefSeq and is a predicted model, not a curated record. Gene Ontology annotation, cellular component: nuclear envelope; meiotic nuclear membrane microtubule tethering complex. Lineage: Eukaryota; Metazoa; Chordata; Actinopteri; Moronidae. Gene Ontology annotation, biological process: nuclear envelope organization. Gene Ontology annotation, molecular function: protein-membrane adaptor activity.
CUUGACACUAGUGCUUUAACUAUUGAGGUUGAAGCCACACAGAACUGGACCCCUAAUACACUGACCACUGGGAAUGAGGCCACAAAUACUUGUACCACCAGGACUCAGGCGACUCAGACGUUGACCACUGGAACACAGGCCACUUUAACAGCUACUGGGACCCAGACCAAGAGAAACAAGGCCAGAACAUCGUCCAGCUCAUGUGUGAAUAUCAUCAGCGGUUUCCUCCUGCUGCUCCUUCUGGCUUUCAGAUUCACACACAUGCAUAUGCAAAUGAUAGAAAUCCAGCAGGAAAUGCAGUUACUGAGACAGCGGAUGAACACAUUUGCUCCUCUGGCAGACACAACACCAAACUUUGCCUUAGAAUCACAAGGUGCUAGAGUUAAGCAUUAUUUAUCCUCUGACUCAUAUUGGCCCCAAGAAGACGUUGGAAUAAUGUGGAACAGAAUAUUCUACUGGUGGUAUUCAGCCAAAGCACAGCGGCAUGUGAUCCAGGGAUAUUCUUCCUUAAAACCAGGAAAAUGCUGGUCGUUUGCUGGCGAGCGAGGGCAUUUAUUCAUCUCCCUGUCCCACCCUAUCUUCAUCACUAAUGUGACGCUCGGCCACAUAACAAAAAGCCAGUGCCCUCACGGCUACAUCGCAAGUGCACCGAGGGAAUUUUCUAUCUACGGAAUGAGGAAUACAGACGAGGAAGGCACCUUUUUGGGGCAACAAGUUUAUGAUCAGGACGGUGAAGCAUUUCAGACCUUCGCACUGCCUAAUCCAGACAUAGGUGUCUUCAGCCACGUGAAGCUACAGAUAGAGAACAACUGGGGAAAUGUAGACCACACCUGUGUCUACAGCUUCAGGGUUCAUGGUAAACUCCGGACCUAGCAGCAUAUCCAAUAAUAAAUACUCUCAUUACAGUACCAUCAUUCAUCGUCAACUUAAAGAUCUUUAAUAAUGUUCAGUAUAUUCAGUUACUCUGCAGUGUUUUCAUGUUCAGUCAACCUGCUCAAGCAGGUCUCACAACACAU